Messenger RNA from Racocetra persica, 252 nucleotides. The record is from the annotation of a GenBank genome assembly. Lineage: Eukaryota; Fungi; Glomeromycota; Glomeromycetes; Diversisporales; Gigasporaceae.
AUGAAGGAAAAUUCUCACUUCCGAGGUUUAAUGUUAAAGAAAGAUAAUAAAGCAGUCCCAGAAAGAUCAGCUGAGCAUGUACCUCCCCUUACGAGCGAUGCAAAAGAAAAAGAGAGUGAACAGGUUCUAAAAGAACCACAACUUUCUACUCUUAACCCCUCUCAAAUAUUUUCUGUAGAUGGUGCAGAAGCCGAGUCUUUACUAGCAACUACUCCUACUAUUGCAGUUGGGAAAAAAUAUGGAAAAAAAUAA